AUGUCAGGACUCCGUAUCUAUCCUCACGAUCCUUCUUCUUCCUCAAGCUCUAGCGAUCUAUCCAAUGAAGCUUUCUUCAGUACCGGUGGUUUGUUUCUCGAAUCACCAGGCGUUUCCUCUUCCUUCUUCGACUCGAUUUCCUCCAAAUGCGUUUGCUCCGUGGACUCCGAGCCGGUGCAUUUCACCGGUUACUGGAGAAAGCAAACCCGUCUCCGUUCCGGUAAGGACUUGAUGUUUCUGUCAGUGAGCUUGAGUAAAGACGAAUGUAAGGAUGCUUUGACGGAAAACGUCGAGAUUCGCGGCGAGGUAAACGGAAAACGGAGAGUUUUCGCUGGAGUGAGGAGAAACGGGACCAUGAACACACGGAAGCAUCUCUGGGCUGGUGCUGUAGCUGCCAUGGUUUCAAAAACUUUUUUAGCUCCACUUGAGAGAUUAAAGCUGGAAUAUACAGUUCGUGGUGAACAGAGGAAUUUGUUGGUGGUUGCUAAGACGAUUGCGACCACUCAAGGCUUUAAAGGAUUUUGGAAAGGUAAUUUGCUCAAUGUUCUCCGAACGGCUCCUUUCAAAGCUGUCAAUUUUUGUGCCUACGAUACGUACAGAAAGCAAUUGCUUAGAAUCGCUGGGAACGAAGAAGCAACCAACUUUGAACGAUUUGUUGCUGGAGCUGCUGCUGGGAUUACCGCUACUGUACUCUGCUUGCCACUCGACACUAUACGAACCAAACUAGUGGCUCGGGGUGGAGAAGCUUUGGGCGGGAUCGGAGGAGCUUUCAAGUAUAUGAUUCAAACCGAAGGAUUGUUAUCACUCUACAAGGGUCUAGUCCCGUCAAUAGCAAGCAUGGCUCUAUCCGGUGCAGUUUUUUAUGGCAUGUACGACAUCCUUAAAUCAUCCUAUCUGCAUACACCAGAAGGCCGGAAAAGACUCAAAGACAUGAAGCAGCAAGGACAAGAACUCAAUGCUCUUGACCGGCUCGAGUUAGGACCCAUCAGAACUCUCCUAUACGGUGCUAUAGCAGGUGCUUGUACUGAAGUAGCUACAUAUCCUUUCGAAGUAGUAAGACGACAACUUCAGAUGCAGGCGGGUAAAGACAAGCUGAAUGCUUUAGCUAUGGGAUUCAGUAUCAUUGAGAGAGGAGGGAUCCCGGCUUUAUACGCAGGACUUUUACCUAGCUUGCUUCAGGUAUUGCCUUCUGCUGCAAUAAGUUACUUUGUCUACGAGUGUAUGAAGAUAGUGCUUAAAGUAGAAUGA
Arabis nemorensis is the source of this 1248-nucleotide messenger RNA. Lineage: Eukaryota; Viridiplantae; Streptophyta; Magnoliopsida; Brassicales; Brassicaceae. The record is from the annotation of a GenBank genome assembly.